Gekko japonicus is the source of this 2702-nucleotide messenger RNA. It is a transcript of the gene TICAM1, whose product is annotated as toll-like receptor adaptor molecule 1. The record is from RefSeq and is a predicted model, not a curated record. The transcript has 3 exons. Gene Ontology annotation, molecular function: protein kinase binding. The coding region runs from base 481 to 2535 and encodes 684 amino acids. Gene Ontology annotation, biological process: positive regulation of canonical NF-kappaB signal transduction; positive regulation of natural killer cell activation; positive regulation of myeloid dendritic cell cytokine production. NCBI's taxonomy places the organism in Eukaryota, Metazoa, Chordata, Lepidosauria, Squamata, Gekkonidae.
UUCCGCGCCCGUGUGUGUGUGUGUCUCGGCUCCAUCUUCUGCCCGCUCCGAAACGGGCCGGCUGCUACUUUGCAAAAACUCCGUCCACUUUCUGGCGACUGCAUCCCGCCCGCCUGGGUACAAACAGAAGAAGGGACUGGGUGCCGAAGAAGGAAUAUUAUUACAAAUAAGGCCCAGCAGCAGCAGGAGACCAAGGUGUGCCCCAAUGCCAGGGGUGGAACUGGCAAAGCAGGUUGAAUCACACGCAGAAGGGAUCAGAAGGCCACCAAAAAAGAGGAGGCAGCUGGUGUUCUGAAAGCACCGUUCGAUCAAUGCCAGAGAAGGCAAGAGGCGGUUUCCCCCGGAAAGGGUUGGCUCAUCAUGACCAGUCUUAAACCUACAACCAAAGCAGCCGGCCUCUCCCCUCGGCACCACGGCUGCUCCUCGAGUUCGUGACAUGCUUUCCCUGGGGGGUGUCCCCCCACCAAAACAUUUGGUGCAAUGGCGGAGCAUCUCAAGGCCCGACCAAGUUUUGAGUGCAUCUCUGGCCUCUUGGCCGGCAUCCCGGAAGACAAGCUGGUUCUCCUGAAACACAAAUUGAACUGUGUGAGGCAGGAUACCAGGAGCUGCAAACUCCUGCAGGCGAUGAUCCUGUUGACCCUCAGGCGAGAGGCAGAGGCCAGGGAGAUCCUGGACACUUUGGGGGACGAUGUGGCGGCGGCCCAUAUCUGCAGAAGUCACUGGGGCAGCACGCAGGUAAGCGCCGUUCAUCCGCCAACGCAAGAGGCCCAGGUGGCCCAGGCAGUGGCUCAGAUCUAUUCACUGCUAGUGGAAUUAAAACUGUGUGGUCCCCAGGCCAGAGACGAAGCCUAUCGGGCAGCUAUCAAGGCCUUUUGCAGCAACAACGGGGUCCAGAGCGCCAAGCUGGAUGCCCUCCUGGCUGAAGCACGGGAUAAGUGUGGCCUUGGUUUUGCCGCCGAAGUGGCGAGCGGUGGAUUUAAUACUCUGAAAACUGGCUCGGAGAAACUCCCGAGGAGUGUCCCGGUUCCAAUUAAUCGUUCGUUGGGAGCGUUGGCUAAGCCCCUGCGUUCCACCGGCACACCCGCCUCCUUCGUGAGCCACUUCGAGAUCAGCGAUUCCCCCACCGUGCCCUAUCUCAGUCGGGUAUCUCACCGGUGUGGUGCCCCCGAGGCCAGCAAGCUUUGCGAGAUCGCCCCCGGUUCUUCGGCGCAACCUGGUGAAGGGGGCACUAGUCUGGUGUCACCGUCUGUUAGCCGGUCCGAGAGCCCGGGUGUGCAGGAGCAGCCCAAAAGCCACAGCACAGAUGAUCUCCAAGGGAGCUGUUUGGGUUCUUUGGGGUCCUCUCACAACGACGAUGUACUGUCUCUGGAGGAGAGUGUUCGGAGCCCUGUGGAAUGUACUGAACCCCCAAAUAUAAUGCCAGCAGCAGCAUUGCAGGAUCUCAAAGAAGACAUACCCCCAAAUUUGAGGACUGCAUGCCCACUGCUAGCUGACCCAGCUACUGAAGGCUGUAUCCAAACGUCCGUAGAGUAUUCUUGUUCUCCGUGUCAAAGCACCGGUCCUAAAGACACGUCUUCUUCAACAGAUGUCCCUCCUGUAGCAGCCUCCUCCUCCUCCUCCACAGACUCAACAGGCGAUGAAGACCAGUUCUUCAUGUUCGUUGUUGUGCAUGCGAAUGAAGACGAGAGCAUUGCCUGCCGGGUAAGGGAGCGUCUGGAGAACAUGGGGGUCUCAAACGGAGCCACCUUCUGUGAGGACUUCCUGGUUCCCGGACAUAACCAGCUGGCCUGCUUCCAGGACGCGCUGGACAACUCGGCCUUCACGCUCCUGCUCCUGACGGAGAACUUCAAGAGCCACCUCUGCACCUUCCAGACAAACAUGGCUCUGAUGAACUCCUUCACCCGCAUAGUCAAAGCCAACUCGGUCAUUCCUUUUAUCCCCAAAGAAAGCCCGUUAAAGAAAGGGGAGAUGCCCGGCGUGCUGGCGGGGCUUGUGUCCCUGGAUGAGAACUCACGUGUUUUUGAAAGAAGGGCGAAGAACACGUUCAGACUUUCUGAGUUCCAAACGAAGAAGCUCACCUGGAGCAUGAACCAGCAGAUACGGCGUCAAGAACGGCUGCGUGAGCAGCAGCAAGAUUACUGGCAGAUGCAACAGCGCCUCUUAGCACUCAGCUUGCAGCCUGGAUACCCGGCCCAGGUGCCUUUCCCACCAACACAGAUGGGCCUUCCAGGACUGCCCCAGGUCCCACCCAGCCACGUUCCGCCGCCAUUUUUCCUCCCCACAUCCUCCAUGCCUGGGAUGUUCCAGCCUCCACCUGGGCCUGGCCAGGCCACUCACUUCCAGCCCUUUAGCGUGCCUCUUCCAACCCCGAUGCCACAAGGACCUCAGCCCCACCUGGUCAUUCAGCAUGCCCAGAUGGUUCAGAUUGGGGAUUACAACCGGAUGCAGGUGGAAAGGACCAACGCGGCGCUUGGCGUGGCUGACGAGAAGGUCGAUGAGAGCCAGGGAACGGAAGCGGAGGCAAGGCAGGCAUGAGGAUUGAAAAUAAAGCGGAUGGUUCUGGAGGUCUUUGUUGCAUUGGGAAUCCUGUGUACAGAUUUGGUGGUUCUGUCUUGAAACGAAUAUUGCAGAGGUGGAAAGGGCCAUGGGUGGGGUGACAGCUCAGGGGUAGAGUGUGUGCUUUGCAUGCGGAAGGUCCCCGG